Delphinapterus leucas (beluga whale) is the source of this 2609-nucleotide messenger RNA. NCBI's taxonomy places the organism in Eukaryota, Metazoa, Chordata, Mammalia, Artiodactyla, Monodontidae. The record is from RefSeq and is a predicted model, not a curated record.
CUUGGGAGGGGGGCGCUUUUUCCGUCGUCCUUUCCCCGAGUGCAUGAGUCCUCCUCCACCCUUCCCUCUGUCGCUGUGGACCCUGCUCCCACGGGUCCCUUCCGUCUGUCUGUCUCAGGACCUCCCUUCCGUCUGGGUGUGUGUCAGCCCCUAACGGGCUUCCUCCUGUUGGGCUGGGUUCUGCCCGGCUGUCUCAGGCCCACCCUCCCUGCUCUUCUCCGGUGUGUGUUUCUGUCUCUGGACCCCCCAGUUUCCACGGUCUGUAGAUCCCCACAUUCCCUCUGUGUCUUCCAGGCAGAUCCCCCCUCUCGCCCCCCCCCCAGUCUGUUUGUUUCUAACUCUCCUACUUCCCACACCGCCAUCCUUUUCUACUUAAAGUCCCCUCCUUCUUUUCUGUCUGUGGGUCUGUGUCUGUCUGAGGGUGUCUCUCGCCCACAGCUCCCACUGCAGUCCUCUGCCUGUGGGUCAGCUACCCUGUCUCACCCCUCCAGCUGCCCCCUUAUUGCCCCUUGUCUCUUAGUGAUUCUACCCAAGUCCCAGAGUCUUUUUCUCCACGUGGCCUCAGGUUUUGGGGUCUUUGUAGCCACCGUGACAGGUCCCUUCCCAAGCCCCUAGGGACAGCAGAGGACUUGGGGACCAGCAAGCACCCCCAGGGCACGAGAAAAGCCUCUGCCAUCUGCCCUGCCUCAUCCUGCCCCACGCCAGGCCCAGCCGCCCCGGCCCCCGGCUGCAUCAAGUGGAGGAGGAGGAGGUGUAGGAGGGUGGCACCAUGGGCCUGGGCCGUGCCCUCCAUGCCCGGGGGAUGAAGACACUGCUGCCAUGGACAGCCCGUGCCAGCCGCAGCCCCUGAGUCAGGCUCUCCCUCAGUUGCCGGGUUCGGUGUCAGAGCCCUUGGAGCCUAGCAGGGCCAGGAUGGGGGUGGAGAGUUACCUGCCCUGUCCCCUGCUGUCCUCCUACCACCGUCCAGGAGGGCCUGGUGAGGCCUCGGCGGGGAGUGGGACCCCCAGAGCUACAGCUACUUCCACCACAGCCAGCCCCCUGCGGGAGGGCUUCGGUGGGCAGGAUGGCGGCGAGCUGCGGCCGCUGCAGAGUGAGGGUGCUGCGGCACUGGUCACCAAGGGGUGCCAGCGACUGGCAGCCCAGGGCGCCCGGCCCGAGGCCCCCAAACGGAAAUGGGCAGAGGAUGGUGGGGAUGCCCCCGCCCCCAGCAAGCGGCCCUGGGCCAGGCAGGAGAACCAGGAGGCAGAGGCAGAGGGGGAGGGCUGCAGCAGUGGCAGUGGUGAGGCCAGCGCCGGGCUGAGGGAGGAGGUGCUGCCCGCUGCACCCGAGCGCCUGGCCCUGGACUAUAUUGUGCCCUGCAUGCGGUACUAUGGCAUCUGCGUCAAGGACAGCUUCCUGGGGGCGGCGCUGGGUGGCCGAGUGCUGGCAGAGGUGGAGGCCCUGAAGCGGGGCGGGCGCCUGCGUGAUGGGCAGCUAGUGAGCCAGCGGGCUAUCCCGCCACGCAGCAUCCGUGGGGACCAGAUUGCCUGGGUGGAAGGCCAUGAGCCAGGCUGCCGAAGCAUCGGUGCCCUCAUGGCCCACGUGGAUGCUGUAAUCCGCCACUGUGCUGGGAGGCUGGGCAGCUACGUCAUCAAUGGGCGCACCAAGGCCAUGGUGGCAUGUUACCCAGGUAACGGGCUGGGGUACGUGAGACACGUUGACAAUCCCCAUGGCGAUGGGCGCUGCAUCACCUGCAUCUAUUACCUGAAUCAGAACUGGGACGUCAAGGUGCAUGGCGGCCUACUGCAGAUAUUCCCUGAGGGCCGUCCCGUGGUAGCCAACAUUGAGCCACUCUUUGACCGGCUGCUCAUUUUCUGGUCUGAUCGGCGGAACCCCCAUGAGGUGAAACCAGCCUAUGCCACCAGGUACGCCAUCACUGUCUGGUAUUUUGAUGCCAAGGAGCGAGCAGCAGCCAAAGACAAGUAUCAGCUAGCAUCAGGACAGAAGGGUGUCCAAGUACCUGUAUCACAGCCGACUACGCCCACCUAGUGGCUAGCCCCAGAGCUGCACGGACAGACAGCUUGCCUGACUUCGGGAGAGCCCUGGGCCCUGGUGCCGCCAGUCACGGUGCCUGCUCCUGCCCCGCCACUGCCGCUGCUUCUGACUUUGCCUCUGUUCUGCCUGGUGUGGAGGGCUCCAUCCAUCGCUGAGAACCAAGGAGGAGGAGAGACCUCUGCUGCCCUGGGCUGGGGGCUGGGGUUGUGACCUGGGCAGAGGCUGGUGUUGGGGACUGCCAUUACUGGAGCUGGGGGCCUGUGUCCUGCCCUGUCUGGUCAUGCAUGCCCCUCUCAGGUUUGGAGAGCUGGAAGGAAGCACUGCCACCUCCCACCAGAAUGCAGGAUUUGGGGUUGGGGUGAGUCAUGGCCUCUUGCUGGCAAAGGUUUGUGGGGGAGUAUCCCCAAGCCCCCCACUCCUCCAGCCUGGAAUGUGAAGUGACUCCCCAACCCCUUUGGCCAUGGCACCUUUUGGACUAGGCUGCCGCUGCUUGGGCAGGAUAAAAGGUGCUGGGAGGAGCAUGGGUCUGCAAGUCCUGUCAGCCAAGAAAUAAAAGUUUACCUCAGAGCUGCACA